Molecule: messenger RNA, 3311 nt
Organism: Gossypium raimondii (Peruvian cotton)
Lineage: Eukaryota; Viridiplantae; Streptophyta; Magnoliopsida; Malvales; Malvaceae
Exons: 18
Coding region: 230-3043 (937 amino acids)
Source: RefSeq, a predicted model, not a curated record
UUGCCCCCCCAACAAUAUGUGAUUCAGACAACCCCACGAAAAACCCUAAGAUUUAUUUAUUUAUUUUUCUUUUUUUGGCUAUUUGGAAAUACCCUAAAACCCUAAAAUUUCCUUCCGUUGACUUAUCUCAAAUGCAUGUUUUUUUUUGUGAAUCUCUUUUGAUUUGUUUUUGGCUCUAGGGUUCUUGAUAUAUCGGAGGGUUUUGUUUAUUUAUUUAUUUUAAAUUUAAAUGGCGAAUCAUACUGAAGGGAAGGAUUUCGUGGUGCUAUCUCGGGUAAGAACGGGUCUGAAGCGCGAAUUCGAGUUUGCUUUGAAGGUUCAAGCGGAGAUGUGUGGGUCUUUGGGUCGGACUCGGUCUAGGAAGUCACAGAAUGGACCAGCGUUGAGUCCAGGUAAGAGGAGUAACAAAAAAUUGAAGAGAGAACCUAAGGCUGAGGAAGAACCGAUAGAUUUGAUGAGUGAAGAAGAGGCCAAAAGCGACGUCGUGGAUGUGGAAGAACCGAAGACAGAGGUGGAUGGUUGUGAAGAAGAGGAGUCAAAAAGGGUUGAAGCGGGAAAGGAAGAGGAAAUUAAAAGUGUGGUCAUUGAAACAAUGUUUGAAGAUGUGGUUGGCAAUGAAGGGAAGGGAGAAAGUGAACCCGAAAAGACAAUAAUAGGUACGCUAGAUGAAAAGGAAGAGAAGGUAUCAAAAAUGGAUGUUGACAUUGGAAAGAAACAAAGUGAAUUGGAGGAUGCAACGAAGAAUGUAGAAGGGGAAAAGGGAAAGGAGGAUUUGGUGAUAAAAAGUGAGCCCUGCAAAAGGGAUUCGAGAGUGCCUUUUUUUGCUAGUUUCGAGGGUAAUAGUAAGGUAGAGGAAGUGGUGAAGCAAGAGAAACCUUUACGUACAUAUACCCGAUCCUCGUUGAAGCCAAAGGUGGAGACGGUGAAGGGAGCUGUUUUAGGAGAUGCUGUUAUUGUGAAUGCCAGUGAUGUGAAAAGUGGUCGUGAUGAUAAUGGAGUUAAAGGUGUGGAUAGUCUGAUAACGCCCGAAAUUAAUGUGUCUACUAAGUUUGUUAGAAACUUCCCUACAAAGUUAAAGGAUCUUUUUGAUUCAGGGAUGCUUGAAGGGGCAAAUGUGAGGUAUGCCCGAAGCUCAAAGGUUACAAGAAAUUCAGGAAGUAAUGAGCUUCGAGGAGUAAUCAAGGGCUCUGGAAUAUUGUGUUUUUGCAGUGCUUGCAAGGGGGUUAAUGUAGUUACUCCUACCUUAUAUGAGAAUCAUGCUGGUAGCUCAAACAAACGUCCUGCAGAGUACAUUUACCUUGAGAAUGGGCAUACCCUGCGUGAUGUAAUGAAUGCCUGCAAAGAUAGUUCAUUGACCACAUUAGAGAAUGCUCUGAGGAUGGUGAUUGGAUCUUCAAUGAAGAAAUCCAGCUUUUGUUUUAACUGUAGAGCAUCUAUUACUGAUGCUGAUUCUGGAAAACCUAUGACUCUAUGUAAUUCAUGUGUGGAUCUAAAAGAGUGUCAAGACAGCUCAAUUGAAGUGGCUGAUGGUGCUAGUGAUAGAUCACCCGGAUCAACUGUGGUUCCAAAGUCACCAAUCAGUGCUUCAAAAUGCAGCUCGUCACAAACUAAGAGUCAGGGAAGAGUAACUAGAAAAGAUCUGCGGAUGCAUAAAUUGGUAUUCGAGGAAAAUGGGUUGCCAAAUGGAGCUGAACUAGGGUAUUUUGUUCGUGGAAAGAAAAUGCUUGUUGGUUAUAAAAGGGGAUAUGGAAUACUUUGUACCUGUUGCAAUUCAGAGAUAAGCCCCUCUCAGUUUGAGGCUCAUGCUGGUUGGGCAAGUCGUCGCAAGCCUUUUCAACACAUUUACACAUCAAAUGGAGUAUCUCUCCAUGAAUUGUCAAUAUCCCUGUUGAAAAAUCAGAAGUACUCUACAAAUGAUUGUGAUGACCUAUGUAGCAUCUGUUUGCAAGGAGGGGAUCUAUUUUGCUGUAAUACAUGUCCAAGGGCUUUUCACAAAGAGUGUGUUUCUCUACCAAGCAUUCCAACUGGUACUUGGCACUGUAGAUAUUGCCAGAAUACCUUCCAAAAGGAAAAGUUUGUGGAACGUAAUGCCAAUGCUCUAGCUGCUGGAAGAGUUGCAGGAAUUGAUCCAAUAGAACAGAUAACAAAGAGAUCCAUUCGAAUCAUCAAAACUCCUGAGACAGAAGUUCCCAGCGUAUGUGUGCUAUGCAGAGGUCAUGCUUUUAGCAAAUCAGGAUUUGGUCCACGCACUGUUAUACUUUGUGAUCAGUGUGAGAGAGAGUAUCACGUGGGCUGUCUGAGGGAUCAUAAUAUGGAUGACCUUAAGGAGUUGCCAGAAGGAAAGUGGUUUUGUUGCACAGAUUGCAAUAGAAUUCAUUCUGCUCUACAGAAAUUGAUAGUUCGUGGGGAAGAGAAGCUUCCUGACUCGUCUCUGCUUGUUGUAAAGAAGAAAUAUGAAAAAAAUAGGUUGGAGAGCAAGGCCAGUCUUGAUAUAAGAUGGAGGGUUCUCAGUGGGAAAAUGAUAUCUUCUGAUGACACUAGAGUAUUGCUUUCCAAAGCUGUUGCAAUCUUCCAUGAACGCUUUGACCCUAUAAGCGACUCUGGAUCAAGUAAAGGUGAUCUCAUUCCAUCAAUGGUUUAUGGGAGAAGUGUGAAGGACCAAGAUUUUGGUGGCAUGUACUGUGCAAUAUUAACUGUCAAUCAAGUGGUGGUGUCAGCUGGUAUUUUUAGGAUAUUUGGGCAGGAGGUGGCUGAAAUUCCCUUAGUUGCAACUAGUACCGAAGGUGAAGGACAGGGUUAUUUCCAAUGCCUUUUCACUUGCCUAGAAAAGCUGCUUGGGUUCCUAAAUGUGAAAAAUGUCGUGCUUCCAGCAGCUGAUGAAGCAGAAUCCAUAUGGACAAAGAAAUUCGGAUUCAGCAAGAUAACCAAGGAGGAGCUAGACAAGUAUAGAAGAGACUACCAAAUGAUGGUCUUCCAGGGUACAUCCAUACUGCAGAAGCCAGUCCCAGAAAUUCGAUUGAUCCGUAAACCAGAGCAUGAGUGAUGAAAUUUUGAGCAUUGCAAUUGGAAAGCUACUGUUUUUUUCCCCCCUUCAAGAGUCUUCCUCCUAAAAUGUACAGGUUUUUUCUUUAAAAAAAAAAAGAAUUGUUGUGCAGGAAAUACAGGUCAAUCAAAAUUACCAUAGUACAAUUUUACCUUUGGGGUUUUGUAGCACAGAAAUGAAAAAAGAGAACACAGUGAGACAGACAAUGACAUAAACCUGGAAAAAAAGUAAUGAAUUUUGAUAAUAUGCUUGAAUAGGUUUGUUUGCA